AUGUCUCUGUCAAAGCUUCCGAACCUGACCGAUUCGGUCCGCGUCCCUUACGAAAUUUUCCUCAAUUUCAUCGAGGUUCUCGUCCGGCGAGAAGUGAAAAACACCCAUCCGCUGGAACACAUCCUCGAGUACGACGGACGGAGUGAGGCCAGGAUUGUCGUCAGCACGAUCGGCUAUGACGAUGAUCACUAUGUACGAAUCAACCGAAUUCGUGACCUCCUGCAUAUCGACUCCAGAAGCCGCAAUAUGGUUAGCAAAUACUUCCCUCGAAUGGCCAUGAUCACACGCAGGCAUCGGCGUCCCCGGGUCCCGUUCAUGGGACGGGUGUGCCUUGCUACCGACAUAUUCACUCUCAAGGAAAAUCACGAGAUCGAUUUUCUCAAGGCCUCGAUCAUUCUGCCCACCGUCAAUGGCAAUAAGAUCGUCCGGAACAUCACGGCCAUCAACGGAAGCGACACUAAGUUCUUCCGAGAGAACUUCGAAAAGUUUGUCGACGUGCUCGCUUCCCUUCCCAACCUCCGCAAGAUCGUCAUCGAUGGUGGAAACUAUCAACCGAAGGAGAAUGACGACAGGUGCGCAUGCUCUCUCUCGGAAUCCCACCCAGAGUUUACGACCGUUGACGCGUUCCACUUUCCAUCGUUGGCCAAGUGGGCGGAAGACUACGGCGACGUUGCUCGAAAGUUUGGUCCUCAGUUCAGAAAGAGAAACACUUCAAUCAUCGCCCGUGUCUCCAUGAACACAUUCAAGUCUAAUCUGGAGCUGGAUAUCACCGAGGAUGCCAUUCGCGUCAAGUCCAACUGCCGGAACUGCGACUGCUGCGAGUGCUGGGUGGAUGAGGUUUGUCUAGAUAUGGCUUGGCUCCUUCGGCAAUGUCGUCUCGCCGAUCUCAGGGAGAAUUCCGAAAGUCCCCCCUAG
This is a messenger RNA of Colletotrichum paranaense, 915 nucleotides long. RefSeq lists its product as uncharacterized. The coding region runs from base 1 to 915 and encodes 304 amino acids. The transcript has a single exon. The record is from RefSeq and is a predicted model, not a curated record. Lineage: Eukaryota; Fungi; Ascomycota; Sordariomycetes; Glomerellales; Glomerellaceae.